Molecule: messenger RNA, 771 nt
Organism: Henningerozyma blattae CBS 6284
Lineage: Eukaryota; Fungi; Ascomycota; Saccharomycetes; Saccharomycetales; Saccharomycetaceae
Exons: 1
Coding region: 1-771 (256 amino acids)
Source: RefSeq, a predicted model, not a curated record
AUGUUCAUGAGCAAAUUUGAAAAUACAACGGAAUUUCUGAGAGCUGCAUUAACAGUAGCUAAAACUAAAAGAGGUUUAGAAUUAAUGAAACUAGCCAUGUUUUCGCCUGAUAUUCAAGAAGCUUUCGAUGCAAGAUAUUCUGUUGAAAGAUUUAACCCAGAAUUUGACUUGUACCAACAAGUUAGCGAUUUUGAUUACUUAGAAGUAAAAUUAAAACAAAUUUGGAACCAGUGGACGCCAAAUAACAUAUUAGAAAUUGCCAAUCUUUGCUGUCUACCACAAAUCAAACAAAAAAAAAUAUUAUUAAACGUUACAAAUUUAAGAGAUGUCACUGAAAAGGAUUUAGAAGACGCGUUAAACAAAAUAAGAACAAUUGAUACCAAAGUAAAUACAAGCAACGGAAAAGAUCCAAAGAGAGUAGAGACAACUAGCAAAUACGAAAGAACCUUACCUUAUGUUAAUUUUAAUCAAGUUACCACGGUUUCCCGAGAAAACUGGACCAACUUUACCCCAAUCACAAAGAGAGCUAAACAAAGUUUCGGAUGGCCACAUCAUACAAACCCUUACUUAUACAAAGAAGACUAUACUAUAAGCGGUAGAUUUUGGACGCCAGAAGCGUUCAAAUGGAUCAAAGAUGAAAGCAGAUGUUAUACAUGUGGACAGUUGCACCAUGUAAAUAAAACCCCAUGUCAAUUUGACGGUCUAAUGUUCAAAUACUACAACAAAAGAAUGUGGAACCAAAUACAACUUCUCUUGAUCAUUCGCCGAUAA